GCGGAAAUCAGGCAGCGCGAGCUCUCUGAGCUACAGUUUGGCUGUGUGCGUGGCGUAUCAGCUCAGCCAAUCAGAGUGAGCCAGGUCACACGCAUGACCAGGAAGAGAAGAUGGCUGCAAAGAAUGGAAAGAAUGGUCUGCUACAAAAAUGGAAGAUUGACGAAAAACCUGUCAAGAUUGACAAAUGGGACGGUGCAGCUGUGAAGAAUUCUCUGGACGAUGCAGCUAAGAAGGUACUCAUUGAGAAGUAUGGUUACGUUGAGAACUUCAACCUUGUAGAUGGACGUCUUUUCAUUUGCACAGUCUCCUGCCUUUUUGCCAUUGUAGCCUUAAUUUGGGACUACCUGCACCCAUUCCCAGAGUCCAAGCCAGUACUAGCAUGCUGUGUUGUGUCAUAUUUCAUAAUGAUGGGCAUCCUAACUUUGUAUACCUCCUACAAAGAGAAAAACAUCUUUCUUGUGGCCGUCCAAAAAGACCCAACUGGCAUGGACCCGGAUCACAUCUGGCAGCUUUCAUCAAGUCUUAAAAGGUUUGAUGAUAAGUACACUCUGAAAGCAUCCUUUACAGAUGGAAAAACCAAGCAGUCUAGGACAACCGAGUUCACAAAGUCAGUCGGUGCAUUUUUUGAUGGAAACGGAACAUUGGUGAUGGACCAGUAUGAAAGGUGUGUGUCAAAGCUUCAUGACACAUUGGCAACGGAGAAGAAAACGAAGUAAAGUUGAUCAGAAACUUGUGUGUACCAGCAUUGCCCCAGCAAACACUGAUUUUGGGAGGGUGUGGGGGGUAUUUGAGGAGUUGAAUCUUUCACUGGGAAAGAGUGUGAUGUUAAUGUCCCUCUAAUGUUAGCCUACAGUGAAAAACAAAUGUUUAAAGUUUGUCCUGAUAUAACUGUUUUCAUUUGGCAUCACAAUAUUUGUAACUAAAGUUUCAGUUAGAGUACAUGUCUUGGUUGAACAUUCUGUGUGAAGCUAAAGUUUCUCAAUGAUUCCUUGUGACACUGGCCUGAUCCUCUUUAUGGAGAACAUGUGAGUGGUUAACAAAAUAUUAAAUAUCUUUCAGCAUCUGUUAAUAGACUGUUUUAUUGAAGUACUGAUGUCUCAGAAUUGCAUAUAUAUAUAUAUAUAUAUAUAUAUAUAUAUAUAUAUAUAUAUAUAUAUAUAUAUAUAUAUAUAUAUAUAAAUUUCAGUAAAGUGAUUGGUGUCUAAUUUCUUGGAUGUUUUUUCUGGGAAACCUCUAAGGGAUUGUUUAUUCAGAAAGCUGAACUGUUAGAAUAAUUAUUGUGAGAUCUGUUCCUUUUUAUUGCUUUAAAGGUCCAAAGGAACUUGGUGUUAUUGUAGCUUCUACAGGUCUCAUUGUGUUAGAGAGGCAGUCAAGUGCCAGUUUUUUUUUCUUCAUACCUUGUUCCGAGUCUGCAGGUAUGAAAGGGAGCCCAGAUGACUACACACAGCCAUGUGUGUUUUCUUCAGUCUCAACAAAUUAAUCAAAUUAAAUGGUUAAAAUAUUUAUUUUAUAAUAGUUAGUCAUCUCCUUAUACAGUUUUAUUUGAAUUGUAAAGUUACAGAAUAGCUACAGUCUGCCAUAAAAUUCACUGCUUUAACCAUUAUUGUGCUGCUGUUUGUCAAAAAAGCAUACAAUUAAAAUAAAGCUUUUAUCAUUUCUUUUUUUUUUUUACAGUU
Molecule: messenger RNA, 1676 nt
Organism: Hemibagrus wyckioides
Lineage: Eukaryota; Metazoa; Chordata; Actinopteri; Siluriformes; Bagridae
Gene: spcs2
Product: signal peptidase complex subunit 2
Exons: 5
Coding region: 111-716 (201 amino acids)
Biological process (GO): protein targeting to ER
Cellular component (GO): signal peptidase complex; membrane
Source: RefSeq, a predicted model, not a curated record